CCCAAACCCAAACCCAAUCCAUCGUCCCUCACCUGUCCUAGUCUCCUUCGUCUUCUCCCCUUCUGUUCUUUCUUUAAACGGAAAGACCUCGCUUUAUUCUCUUCGACCUCACCAGUUCAGAAAUCUCUUUCAUCUCCGAUCCUCCCUUCCGUCGCCGUCCGUUUCUUCUGCCUUCUGCUGAAUUGAGCUGCCUUCCGAUUUCCUUCUUUCCUUAUUCCUUCUGCAGGAGAAAAGGACCUUACCAAUUGAGAAGUAACGACCGAGAAAAGAGGGAGGCGGGAGUCAAAGGGAAUCCACUGUGGUGCGUCAAGGCGAGGACUUUGAUUUACCCUACACGAUGGCGGCGACCUCCAAGCUACAAGCUCUCUGGAAUCACCCUGCUGGACCCAAAACAAUCCACUUUUGGGCUCCAACGUUCAAAUGGGGGAUCAGCAUUGCAAAUAUUGCCGACUUUGCUAAACCUCCUGAGAAACUUUCGUAUCCUCAGCAGAUAGCUGUAACAUGUACUGGAAUCAUAUGGUCUCGCUACAGCACAGUUAUCACUCCGGUGAGUUUAUCCAUGGCACCUCCAGGAGGACUUAGUGCGAAAUACUGCUUCCGAAGUUCUGUUAUAAUUCUUCUGUAUUUUCAGAAAAACUGGAAUCUGUUUAGCGUAAAUGUGGCAAUGGCUGGAACAGGCAUAUAUCAGCUGUCGCGUAAAUUACGGCAUGAUUACUUUUCUGAAGCAGAGCCUUCCCUUGCUGAAGAGUAACGAUGAAACUUGGCCGUAUGUGGUUGUGCAGCCUCAGGCCAAUGAUGCCCUGUUAUUGGUUGUGUACCAAAGAUAUCAAAUUCUGUAAUUUAUUUUUCCAGUUUAAGAGGGGGUUGCAAAGUUUAAUAAGUUCUUUUUUUUGGGUGGUUUGAGAAUAUCAAUCUUCAUUUGUUGCAAUUUCUGUUUAACAAAUCUGUGUCCUCUGGUGGAAAUAAACCAUUAUGGUGAUAUUAUGGGUUGAGUUCAUAUAUAUCCUAAUGAACUGAUGGGGUUUCCUCCUU
Messenger RNA from Linum tenue, 1032 nucleotides. The record is from the annotation of a GenBank genome assembly. NCBI's taxonomy places the organism in Eukaryota, Viridiplantae, Streptophyta, Magnoliopsida, Malpighiales, Linaceae.